GUUUAUCUGCUACAUACAUUGAAGCUGGACAUGAUAUUUCGGGUGCUCUCGUUAUUGCUUGGACUUUGAUUGGUAUUUUUGUCGAGCAAGAAGAUUUAGUUAUCCAUUGGGUAGCUCUCGUUCUUGCCGUCUUGUCAAUUCUUCAUAUCAUCAAAGGUAUUGUUGAUCUUAUUCGCAGAAACAGAACAGACGGAGAAUACACCCCAUUGA
Racocetra fulgida is the source of this 210-nucleotide messenger RNA. The record is from the annotation of a GenBank genome assembly. Lineage: Eukaryota; Fungi; Glomeromycota; Glomeromycetes; Diversisporales; Gigasporaceae.